CAAGGCAUAGCUGUAAGCAAAGGGCCAACCAUGAAAGUCUGUGCUUUAUUUGUUUUGUGUAUGGGUUUGUCAGCUGUAAUGUGCGCUUCAAUGGAUAAGAGGGUAGCCGAGCUUCACCGAACCUGCGUGGCAGAGUCGGGAGUAGACGAAGCCCUUAUCGAAAAAGCAAACGCAGAGAAAGUGUUGGAAGAUGACCAGAAGCUCAAGUGCUACAUAAUGUGUAUAAUGAAACAUUCUGGAAGCAUGAGCGAUGACGGGACAGUUGAUGUGGAAGCUAUUGUGGCGAAUCUGCCGGAUGAAAUAAAAAACAAUGGAGCGUCAGUAGUAAGAGCAUGUGGAACAAAAGUUGGUGCCAACCCCUGUGAAAACGCCUGGUUGACGCACAAAUGCUACCUACAAACUGGACCCAAUGUAAGAUGUCCACCUUAUAAUUAA
Anoplophora glabripennis (Asian longhorned beetle) is the source of this 435-nucleotide messenger RNA. RefSeq names its product general odorant-binding protein 69a-like. Bases 31 to 435 code for a protein of 134 amino acids. Gene Ontology annotation, biological process: sensory perception of smell. NCBI's taxonomy places the organism in Eukaryota, Metazoa, Arthropoda, Insecta, Coleoptera, Cerambycidae. The record is from RefSeq and is a predicted model, not a curated record. The transcript is spliced from 5 exons. Gene Ontology annotation, molecular function: odorant binding.